This is a messenger RNA of Phasianus colchicus (ring-necked pheasant), 5723 nucleotides long. It is a transcript of the gene MIIP, whose product is annotated as migration and invasion inhibitory protein. Lineage: Eukaryota; Metazoa; Chordata; Aves; Galliformes; Phasianidae. The record is from RefSeq and is a predicted model, not a curated record. Gene Ontology annotation, biological process: negative regulation of G2/M transition of mitotic cell cycle; negative regulation of cell migration.
UUCCUUGCCGCUUGGGGCCGCCGGUUGCGCCCAGCAGAGCAGCAGCCCUGUCCUCCCCUGUCCUUCCCCGCCGGGAGGCGGAGCCGCUGUCCCCGCGCAUGCCCGGCCGCUGCGCUGCGGGAGCGGCGGAGGUGCGGGGCUGCCCGGGGGAAGCCCGGAGCGAGGGCGGGGAUCCCCGGCUGUGCGGCGCAGGAGAACACGUCCAUAGGAUGGAGUCAGAGCACCUCAGGUUGCGUCAGGCCAACCAGGACCUUCUACAAAGGCUCAGAAUGAAGCAGGAAGAGAUAAGAAAAAGUCUUCCCAGCAAGCCACUUCUUCCAGCAUCUCUUUGUAAUAGAGCAACUGUUGAAGCAUCUGUCCCCCUGCCCAAGAGAGGGAAGGAAAAUCAAGUUGAUCGUGUGUUGACACAGCACGAUCCUGCAACGUUGGUGUCUGUGGAACCCAGAGCUUGCACAGCCAGAGCAGCCCUUUGUUCAUCACUCAAACACAGCAGCAAUGGCAGAGGGGUGCAGCAACAAACGAAGAUGCAGGAAUCAGUUUUGCAAUCCAGCUUUCCUGGUAAAGAGAAAAAUCUCAUACCUGCGUCUGCAAUCAUUACAUGUGAUAGAGAAACUUGCAGAGUGGUUGAGGAUAGCCAUGCUCAAGGAAGUGCAGAGGAAGACUUCUUCCUUCUAGGACAUGGAAAGAACAGAAGACAGACCAUUCUUCCACAUGGUUCCAGUGAGAAGAAUGAGCCUAGGGGUCAUUUGGACCCAUCAGCAAAUAAAGUAAAAAGUGAAGAGACCUCCAAGGAAGCCACAACACCUAAAUCAAUCCUGCUGACACCUCAGUCCAAAGAACUGAAGAAGGAAGCUGGUCGUGUGACUUUUCAAGCUGAACCUGAAGAAUAUACUGUGCCUGUGAGUAGCUGGUCCGUGCGUCCGUUCCUGGGCUACGACUGGAUUGCAGGCCUUCUAGAUACAAACUCUUCAGUAGCAGAAAAGUCUGAUCAAUAUUUUGCUGAGCUCCAUGAGUUUCGACAGGCCAACAAAGAAGCAUGUAUCUCUGAGCAGCACAUGGAGACCGAGCCUCUGGAAUAUAUAAUUCCUGAACAAGAUUUGAUAGCCAGUUCCCAUAAAUGUGUUUACUGUUACCGAUUAAACCAGCGCCUCUUUCCUGUCCCUACGGAUUCAGAUUCUGCCUGUCCUGUAUGUAAGGUCCCACGUACCCACCAGCCCCCAGAGACACUGGAAGAGCCAGCCUAUGUCAGGGUCAGCAUUCCCAGGUCUACUCUUAUGCCUGCGUACAAAUACAAAGCUCACUGCAGGAAAAGCUUUGAACCAGCAGACAGCCUAGCAUUACCUUUGCAUUGCCUGGUUGGCUGGGAAAAUACUAUUCCUUCCAGUGACCCCACAGUCAGCAGCUUGGAUCUGCGAGCUUCACUGGAAGAGAAACCUCACCAUUCUCACGUGAACUUGGUGUCCAGAGUGUCAGAAGGAACCAGAACUGAUCAGCUUCUGAACCUGGCCUACUCAACACUCUUCAGAUUAAGCAGUGCUUCUCACAGAGGGACCAAAACAAACAUGGACAUUGCAGAGCAGCUUCACUUCUAAAUACUACUGCCUCAACUGUGGACCACUGACUUGUUGGCCCUGAGGAAGGGAUGGGGGCAGGGAUUGGAAACAAGUUAAUUUGUUCAAAAAUAAAUCCUCACACGAGGAGAUCUUUUUUCUAAUUUUAGUAGUCACAUACCUCUAUGAGCAAGCAGUCCACUUACUUCAAUGUACAAACUCAUGGCUUUUCACUUUGCACGUUUUGCAGCUACUUCUAAGCAGAUGCAUGAGCUUUCCUACCUAUGGAGAUAAAGAGAUGCAGACUGGACAACUAGGAGAACCAUAGAUGUGUACAGAGUUCAUCUGCCAUUUCAGUUAAGCAAAUCAGAAAUGUAGUGUUAUCUGAGGAUGCCAGGGCAAGGAAUUAGCUUAUGGAUGGCCUUGUUCAAUGGAAGCAUACAAAUAUGCUUAUUUUCAGACAUGUGAAGCAUAACAAGUACAAAUCACUAAUGCCUUAAACUUGAGAUACCUCAACAGUGUAGUUAAAAAAUCCAGUUUAUCUUCAGUUCAGUGUCUGUAGCUACAGGGUACAUUACAGAGUCAUUAUAAACUUGGAAAAGCACAUUUUAUUACUCGAAAACCUAGAAAAUGCCUUAAGAUAUUUGCAAGUUACAAUUACCUCUACUUUUCCAAGGUUUUUGGAGGUUAGCAAAAAAACUUUGUGGAGAACAGUUUAAGAGCAAAAGCAAUUUGUUCUGUAUGGUAUGAUUUGUUUGAACGUCGUGUUAUGAUCUUUCCUUGUCUAAAAAUGAUAAAACAGACGUCAUGUUUUGUCUCCAGUAAUCCUGAAAGAUAAAUUCCUUUCUUAAGAAUUCUGGAAGUUAUUGUGUAAUCUUGACUAGUAAUUGCAUUCAGAAGCUUUAAAUCAAGUUUAUUGGUGAGAGCAAACUUCACAGAAAGCUUUGGAUUUGCACCAGUAUUUUCAGCUUCUUGCUGUUUGGUGUUAAUUAAUUAACGUGCCCAAUGCUUUAUAAAACAAAUGUAUGAUUAGACUUUUUAAAGCAAGGGAGCAGUGUUGCAAGUGUAUGAAGUCUUACUGUGUGACUGGAAUGGAAAGCAAAUGGCAUGAUUGACUAGUUUUGCUUUGGGUUGAAUAUUUAGGGUAAAGUGAAAGGAAUUGGUCACAUUCUUUCCUCUAAAGCACAAUCCCAUGCUCUCUCUCCCUUAGUAAUGUUUUUUACUAUGUUCAUACAUGCUCUUUCAGAUGGAGCUUCCCAGAAGUACUCAGUCUUAAAGUAUAUCUAUUGAGAUAGAUAGAUAGAGAUGAUCAUCUGAGCUGUUCCAGGUGCCCUUAUUGCUAAUAAAAAUUUCACUUUCACAGUCAGGAGAACUGCUUCUGGUUUCCAUCUUUAAAUACUGGUAACUUCAGUUCACUUCCUUGGCUGAACUCUUUUGGAACAGAAAAUGUGGUUUGCUUGCUAAAUUAGAGAAUGACCUCAUGGCUCUACAUAAAGUUUUGUCUCCACAUUUGUGCAGAAUAAGUUUAUGUCAUGAUCCUUUUUGCACAAGGAAUCCAACAUUACUCAAGUUUUCCAGAAGAGUUUAAGCAAUGUACAUUUUAUUGCUAUUCCAAGCAGUUGGCUGCAUCAGUUUAUAGUUGUUAGUAUACAAACACAUAUUUUUUUGUGGACAACUUGGUUUUGUCUUUCCAUUUGCAAUUGAAAUCAGCAAAGGCUUUGUAAUUGGAGUUUGGCUAAUCUUGUUGAUAUGAGGUCCAGAAUUGAGAUCUGAUUGUGUGAUAGAGAGUAAGCAAUUGUUUUUUGUUUGUUUUUAAUUGGGACACCUGACUAUGGAUGUAUCUGGUGGCCUCAUAUUCUAGUAAGAAGGUGGUUCAUAGUCAAAUUUCUCAUAAUAUUCACCUUUAAAAAUAGAACCAUACAAGAAAAUGAGGCUCACUCCAAUUUUGUUUAACCCACAGCUGAGCUAAAUGAGCGUUUUCCCUUCAUAUGUUUUCUCACAAUUGCUCUGCUGAGGGUAUGUGCAAAGCAGUGUGGCUGCUGAUUGCAUUCAAGAUAUCAAAGUUACAAAUCCUAGUUAGCUUACUUUCAACAACAGUAAUGCAGGGAAUGGCAGGUCAUUUCUAGAAAGUGAGGUCAGACUUUCUGAGAACCAGGUUAUUUAUUUAUUAUUCUUUUAGCUUUGAAUAUGAGACUGAAUCUCAAUCCAAAAGACUGGCAAAGGAAGUUUUAUCUGGCCCACAGUGAUUAUAAAUAACUACAAGAUGCAAUUUUUGAACAGUGUGCUAUGAGUAAUCUGGGUGUGGAUUAAUGAGUUAAGGGGUAUUAAGGUUUUGUACAGUAUCUGUGUCCUGCACCAAAUGUUAUUGCAAACCACAGUGCUAUGCCUUUUCAUGAAGGAGAGUGGCUGAGAAGGCACCUGAGAGUAAUUACAAGGGAAAACAUCGAUUUACAGGUUGAAAAAUUGUAGUUGUUUAGUGUUAAAGGAGCUUCUGCACUUGGACUAGAGUCUGCAGCAGCCGGAGCUGUGAUGAAGCCACAGCUUCUAGGGGGAAGCUGAGGGAGGGAUCAGUGUGCUUGGGAUGUUGGGACUGUGGGUUAGGAAAAUGUGAGGUUGGCCAGGACCAGAUAAGCAGAAGUGAGACUGUGGGAAUAUAUAUGGUAGGAAGUGGUAAGUGAGGUGUGGCAAGAUGAAGAGGGCGUAAAAGAGGGGGGGCUGGAUUGCAAAGGCAGGAAUGUAAGCUGUGAUGGGGGGGGAAUAUUUUGCAGAUCAAAAUGCUAUGGUAAAGAAUAGGAUUCCCAAUGGUGUACCCAUAUCUCCAGGAUUAUUACCCACAAAGCAAUACAAAUAAUCUUGCAGGCACCCCAUGGUAGCUUGUUUUCUGUUCCUAAAGGCAGUUGUGCUGUUGUGUGUCCUCUAACUGUGGUUUAGGGAGUUUUGUCUUCAUGCGUAUUGAUGAGCAAGAAAAGGAGCAGCCUCACAUGCCUGAAAUGUACAAGAAUCCCCAAGGAGAAGGAAUUCUCGACAACGGUUGAUGAGGAAGGAUGUGUAGCUGAUAGAGCCUGGCUUUGUUUGCAUUUCCAUUGCAUUAGAGACUGAGAGAAGUUUGAUGUCGAUCAAGGGUGGGAAGAGAGUGCUCAAAUGUAUAGAGAGAUGGCAAUCCAUUCCCAAAUAACUCCUGCAAUGGGGCAAAAGAGACCUUUCAGGGAGAAGGUAUGAGUCCUCCAGUCUUACGUGUGUGAUAUAAUGGCAGAAUUUGAGAGAACAGUGGCAAAAUUGUGAGAGGCAGAGUAGCUUCUGCUUCCACUGAAAGUUGGAACAGCCCAAGUGAGGCCUGAUGGCUUGAUCUGGAGCAUGCUUGUUCUGUCUGUGCAGAGGUAUUUCAGUUGAUAGCUAGCUGCAGUGCCCAUUUUCACUAGUUCUCUUUUGGUUUGAGGGAUAACCGCCUGGUGCUUUGAUGGUAAAGCUGGUGGCUGACUUCCUCUUGCUGUCUCUUCAUAACCUCGAUUGUUGUGUUGGGAAACAGAGCCUUGCUUACUUAAAUGCAACACAGUAAAUAAUGCAUCUGUUAUUUGUUGUAAAGGACAAGUCUGUUUCUUAGUAAUGGUGUUUAACUGCCAUCGGUGUUGUUUUGUUUGUUUGCCUCCUCUAGGGUUGCUGUCAGAUGGAUGUGGUGAUGUCUCCAGAUCAGGUGUUUCUUGCUGACAGUACAUUUCAGGAAUCAAUACUCAGUCUUGAAUGAGUGUGGUGCCGAUUUAUUCAUUCUGUUUAGUUAUUAGCAUGUCAAGGAAUGACACCUCAAGAACGCUCAGGUGAAUCAUUUGCUUGUGGUAAGAACUUGUUUUUUGAGUGAUUUCCAAACUUUGAUUUUUGGGGCUUUCAUCUUUUUGGAACUUGGGUUUUCGUAGCCCAGAACUGGUUCAGAUGUGAUGCACUGAGAAGACACAGAUGCGUUUUCUUCUUUUCUCUGUAAAAACCUUUGAUUUCACAGAUUUCCUGGGUAAUGGUGGACCAAUGUAAGGACUCAACUUCCCACUUCUGAUGGAGUAUUGCGUUGGUUUCUGCAGAACAAAAGCAUGCUGCUAGGAAGAGGAAAAUAAGACCAUUGGAUUUCAGUGUUCAGACGUGUUUAAAAUGCUCUUGGGGGGGAAAAAAAAAACAAAAAACAAACAA